Messenger RNA from Seminavis robusta, 2517 nucleotides. NCBI's taxonomy places the organism in Eukaryota, Bacillariophyta, Bacillariophyceae, Naviculales, Naviculaceae. The record is from the annotation of a GenBank genome assembly.
AUGAGGUUCUCACCGCACCAUGUCAUGCUGAUGGUAGUUGGCGCCACUACUACUACGCAUACCGGAGUUAUCGCCGAGAAGCGCCAACUCGGGCAUAACUGCUUGAAAACGCGCAGCUUGCACGGAGCUUGCGAUGUCGACACCGAUGGUAAUGAGAUGGCGUGUUUGGAAAUCAAUGGCUAUUUCCAAUGUGCCCCUGCAUUGACAGAAGGUCAAAGAUGUGGUGUUGGCAACCGGUACAACGAGUGCCGCCAAGGCUUGUGGUGCUCGGGUGCAGGAGGAGAGUGUCGCGUAGCUCCUGCUAUUGGGGAGCAAUGUGCCGCAAACGUGGAUUAUGAUACACGAAACGUAUGUGGCUACCAGGGCUUUUGUGACUCUGAUGGUGAUGAUACCUGCAGAGAGUAUAUUACAUCCACAGUGGACCACGAAGAUCCUUGUCCACUCAGCACGGAUUACGGCUAUCGAGAAUGUUCCGCCGAAUUGACUUGCGAGUACCAUUGGAACCAAGGCAACUCAUUCGGGACCUGUGUCCCUCGUUUUCAAGUGAACGAUGGGAACAGUUGCAAAGAUCAUGACUGUGCGGAUGGCCUCAUGUGCUACGACUGGGACUGCCAUCCUUUGUCGCACCGCGGAGAAAGGUGCCAGAAACAGUACCAUUGCGUUGGAAACCUUAUUUGUGCGCCAGCGUCAAACACGUGCCAGUUGAGGUCGGAAUUUGAUCCGGAAGUCAUUGACAUUGUACCGACAAAGGCACCUACAAAAGAACCAACCAAUCGGCCAACUCUUCCUCCUUCCCCUCCACCUACCCCUGAACCUUCAUUGUCCCCUACAAAAGAACCAACGCCCGGACCAACUAGUCCUCCUAGCCCUCCACCUUCAAUGGCGCCUACGAAGGAACCAACGCCCGGACCAACUAGUCCUCCUAGCCCUCCACCUUCAAUGGCACCUACGAAGGAACCAACGCCCGGACCAACUAGUCCUCCUAGUAGCCCUCCACCUUCAAUGGCACCUACGAAGGAACCAACUCCUGGACCAACUAGUCCUCCUAGCCCUCCACCUACCCCCGAGACAAACUCUCCUGUGUCUUCACCUGAUCCCAUCAGUACUACUGCACCUUCAUUGGCACCUACGAAAGAACCUACCCAUCGGCCAACUCUUCCUCCUACCGGUACCCCUUCGCCUACACCUGAGACGAACUCUCCUGUGUCUUCAUCUGAUCUCGCCAGUACUGCGCAAGUCUCAAGCCUGGCGGCUGACCUUGGCCAAGAUGAUAGCCCUGCGGCAACCAAUGCGCCCACAGAGCGUCCAACUCUAAUUGCCAAUCCAGAUGAUCCAAGUGAAGAAAGUAAUAAUGCUUCCCCAAGUGCGUCGACUGAAUCCUCCGCAGCCGGAAUGAAUUCCAAUAUUGAUCCCUUGCCAACCGACAGCCCAGUUGAAAUCACUCCAAGGGAAUAUUGUAAUGGUGAAACCAUAUCUGGCCAUCCUUGUUUGUCGGCUGUCUAUGAAAACUUGGGCCGUGGAUUCAACGCGGUAACAGGGGAAAUCACAGAGCCGGUUGUAAAGCUGCAUUAUACAAAGGGGCUAAAUUUUACCAUUAAAGCUACGGGGAUGAAGUACGAGUACCCAGACAAUGUCGAAUGCAAGGAUGAAUCAGAAGGAGAUGAAGUCAUCGACACUAAGAAAUAUACUUCCACCUUACAAUACAGGCAAAUUAUUGCUGGUCGCUUUGGGUUUUCAGGAUCAUUCAACGUCAACCAUCUUAAACUCUUUGCAAAAUACGAACAUGCACUCCAAAAGGGUUUUGGUGAGGAACGCUAUCUCUACCGAGCUUUCAUCAGGAGCCAACUUUAUACUUGCAAGCUGAUUGCUUCUAGUAAGAAGGAGGUUACACAGAACCUUCAGUCACAAGUGGAUCAGAUUGCCCCCCCUGCCCCUGACCUUAUCGAGAAAACGACAGGAACUCACUACAUUACUUCUUUUAAUGCUGGCGGAACACGAGACGUUUACGUUUUUGUUCGCAAAUGCGUAAGCAACCAAUCGAGUACUAUUGAGGCCGAAAUCAAGGCACUCUUUUCCAAGUUUUUGGUCGCCAAAGCAGAGGGUGAGGUAUCCGCUUUGAUUGGAAUAGAGUGCUCCGAGUUCUCCGAGAAUAGCUCUUACCGGACGUAUACGAAAGGCGGGAAUCAGCAAACUGACCUGGAGGAAUGGCUGUCGUCUCUAAAGGACAUUCCCGGCGCGAUUGAGUACACUAUGGAACCGCUUGAAGAGCUCCUACCUAUCCUUGCGCCUGCAAUUUCAGAUUAUGUCAAUGAUGAAGGGCUGUUUCAGGACAAAAGUGAAAUUGAUUUCCCGAUCAGUCCUGCCUGUUGCACCUGUGACACAGAAUGCGCAGCAUCGAGUGCUCCAUCGAGUGCUCCAUCGAGUGCUCCAUCGAGUGCAGCUCCAGCCUAUCUGGUUUGUUCUUCACUGACAUUGACCGUGAUAUCUGGACUUGUCAUUUUGGUGAUUUAUACUUGA